AUGCUGAAUUGUACUAAUUCAAAUAACAGCGGUGCAGAAGCGCAGACGUGGGAUAUCGUACACACGGAUUUGUUGUCGGCUGACAUUGGCUCCCUCUAUAGUUUCGACGCCAACGCCAGUAGCGUUCGUCAUUGCGUUUCCUCUGGGGCCAGCAACAACAACAACGACAUCUCCAGUGAUUUGACGUUACUGGUCGAAAGUGAGAGGUUUCACGUUCAUAGAGUUAUCCUCGCCUCCAGAUCUGAUUUCUUUCGGGCCCUUCUGUAUGGAGGCCUAAGGGAGUCUCAGAACAACCAGCGUGAAAUUGAGCUGAAAGGUGCGAGUUCUGAAGCAUUCAAGUACCUACUGAAGUACAUUUACACUGGCUGUAUUUCACUGAGAGGACUGAAGGAAGAAACAGUUUUAGACAUCCUGAGCUUAGCAAACCUCUACCAGUUCAUGAAGCUGAAGUCCUCAAUCUCUGAUCACCUCAAGGUCAUCUUAACGGUAUCGAACGUAUGCAGUAUCUUUGAUUUGGCACUGAUGUUCAAUCUGGACCAGCUAGUUAACACUUGUUGCACGUUCAUCGAUAGGAAGGCUAGUGAGGUUUUACUAACCGAGGGAUUUCUAAAUUUGUCGUCCAUGUCACUGGAGUACAUCCUGGUCCGCGACUCGUUCUUCGCCCCUGAGGUGGAGAUCUUCAGAGGGGUGCAGGCCUGGGCCUACCACAAUAACAUCAGCAACACCAACUUCAACAACAACAUCAUGACUCAAUUAAUUCGUUUGCCCCUGAUGUCGUUGGAUGAAUUACUUAACGUUGUGCGACCUUCAAAGUUCAUCAGCUCCGAUGACAUUCUCGACGCUAUCAACAUUCAACACUCCUGUAGAAACAUCGAUCUAAAUUUCAGAGGAUUUUUGUUUGCGAUGGAAAAUGUCGCGAGCUCGCACCACCACGCACACGUCAUAGAGGGGGAUAUGAGGACGCCACUGUUGGACAACAACAACGUGACGUACAAUCUCGAUCAGGGUUUCACAACUCAUCCAAUUGAGGAUGUCAGCACGCACACACUUCCGCAUCAACCUAAAGGAAUAACCAUAGAGCUGGGAUAUCCGUGUAUCAUAAACAGCAUUGUGAUGCUACUUUGGGAUAGAGAUACCAGGUCGUAUUCUUACUACAUUGAGACCUCAAUGGAUAAGAUUGAAUGGAGAAUGAUUGUAGAUAGGAGGAGAUAUCUCUGCAGAUCCAAGCAAGUCCUGAGGUUCAAACGACAAGUUGUCAGGUUGUAUAUACGCAUUGUGGGCACUCACAACUCGGUGAACAAGGUGUUCCAUUUGGUCACCUUUGAAUGCUUUUACAAUCCUAUUCCUUGCUGUCUGGUUGACGGGUUGAUUGUUCCAAACACGAACAUGGCCACCAUAGACAACGCAGCCUGGGUGAUAGAAGGAGUAAGCAGAAGUCGAAAUGCCCUAAUUAACGGGAACAUGGUGGAUUAUGAUUGGGAUUCUGGAUACACGUGUCACCAGCUGGGUAGUGGUGCUAUAGUCGUGCAACUGGCUCAGCCAUUUCUCGUCAACAAUAUGAGGCUACUGCUAUGGGAUUGCGACAAUCGCUCGUACAGCUACUACAUCGAGGUUUCGAACGACCAGCAGACGUGGACUCGCGUUGUGGACAGGACGAGAAUUCAGUGCCGAAGCUGGCAGUACGUGUUCUUCAAGGAUCAAGUUGUCACCUUCAUUAAGAUUGUCGGAACGCAGAAUACCGCCAACGAGGUAUUUCAUUGUGUGCACUUUGAGUGUCCCAUAGAGGAAACGGCCCUAUUGGAGUACAACCGCCAGCAGUUCCAGCAACAGCAGCUUGUAGCAGCAGCGGCAGCUACUAUUGCUUCGUCAUCGCCUACGUUACCAUCGUUAGCUGACCAGCAACAACAGCUGCUUUCAGCUGCUAAUGUUGUUGCUUUAGCUAAUAGGUCGGUUGGCUUGUUUGCUUAUAUGUGUAUAUCUGUCUUGCUCUCUAUAGUUGUUUGUGUGAUGGUAUUAUUUAUAAUAAUAUUUAUAUUAAUAAUAACAGCAAAAGUUAUAAUAAUAAUAAAUAUAACAAUAUUAUAA
This is a messenger RNA of Helobdella robusta, 2085 nucleotides long. RefSeq lists its product as hypothetical. Gene Ontology annotation, molecular function: protein binding. Bases 1 to 2085 code for a protein of 694 amino acids. The transcript has 14 exons. NCBI's taxonomy places the organism in Eukaryota, Metazoa, Annelida, Clitellata, Rhynchobdellida, Glossiphoniidae. Gene Ontology annotation, biological process: circadian behavior; modulation of chemical synaptic transmission; adult locomotory behavior. The record is from RefSeq and is a predicted model, not a curated record.